Xylona heveae TC161 is the source of this 429-nucleotide messenger RNA. RefSeq names its product DUF1242-domain-containing protein. The record is from RefSeq and is a predicted model, not a curated record. The transcript has 5 exons. The coding region runs from base 95 to 313 and encodes 72 amino acids. Gene Ontology annotation, biological process: intracellular transport; protein secretion. Lineage: Eukaryota; Fungi; Ascomycota; Xylonomycetes; Xylonales; Xylonaceae.
AAGGAAUCUCACCUCACCUCCGCAAGAAGCAUUGAGAACGUUCAUCUAAAUCUCUACGAUAUAUUUGAUAGACUGGCAUAUCUGGAUUUUAGCAAUGUCCGCACUGUUUAACUUUCAGUCGCUCCUCCUCGUGAUACUGCUCCUGAUUUGUACGAGCACGUACACACACUAUGUCUUCCCCAGUAUCAUGGAUCGAAACCGCGACGGGGUGCUGGGAAUUUUCUGGAAGUGUGCAAGGAUAGGUGAACGGCUGAGUCCGUAUGUCAGCAUAUGCUGUGUUCUUAUGGCUGUCUCCCUCUUCAUGGGCUCAUAAGGGGAUUUUCCAAAAGUUCGGCAUUUGUACAGUCACAUUUCAGCGGCAUCGUUGUCACCAUGUGUUUUUAGGCGUUGAGGUGUUCGACUAUUACGAAGAAAGAAUUACUGCAUAAG